UUUUUAAAUACUUUUUAUAGUACUUAUAAUAAUAUACACCUUCAAUACAAAACAAUGUUUGACAACGCUACGGCUUCAAGAGAGAACCUCUCAGUCUGGUGCAUCGUGGUUCCAUUUUGUGACACAAGAAACUGUAACAUCAGUCAGCACGAUGCACCAACAUCAUGCGAUAAAUGUUACCCAGUAACAAUAGCUUUGCUGUUCAUAGUUCUUUUAUUCUUGAGCGUGUUCAUCGUACUUGGCAACAUUGGCAUUAUUCUUGUCAUAAUGAGAAACAAGAUAUUCCACAACCCUUUCCAUAUGUUCAAAUGUUCUCUGGCGGUUGCUGAUCUACUCGUUGGGAUCUUGGUGUUACCUGGAGCUCUGGUAGAGAUACCGAUUGUAUUACUAACACCAUAUGAUCACAACAAAACGAAUUAUGAUGGUGAUACUGAAACAAUUUAUACCUGGAAUGGAAAAACCGUUCAUCCAGAUAGUGUGUGCGCAAGAAUUCACCGGGAAGGCUUGACUACCUACGGAAUGCUUCUGAGCAUUGUGGGAGUUCUUUCAAUCAUGGCAUCAAUACUAAGUCUUGUACUUCUAAGCGUCGAUAGAUUUCUGGCUGUUCUUUGUCCUAUCAAGUAUAACCAGGGACGAGCUAUAGGCAACAAAAUGGCGGGAGUAUUGAUAAUGCUUGUUUGGGUUGCCUGCAUUACAUUAUCGGUCAUCCUUCCAAUAGCAAUGGGAGACGAGUAUUUCAGUUUUGUUCUCACGUCUACGAUGGUGUUCACAAUGGGAGUGAAAGACAGCGAUGUGGUAUUCUUCUACACAAUAUUUUCGAUCGGGCUCCCUUAUAUAACACUACUUGGAUUAAAUCUUGGAACGGGAGCACUUUUGUUUAAAAAAUGGGCAAAAAUAAAGAAAAGAACUAACAAUGUACCAAAAACGAGUCCUACACGACAAACGAGUCAGGCAAUACGACGAAGAAACGAAGUAAAAGCUACAGUAACUCUGUUGGUCAUGGUACUGGUGUUCACAAUGAGUACAGUUCCAUCACUCAUCGUUCUUAUGGUCUUCAACGACCAAAAUGCAAAGGGGACAUACGAGGAGGGAAACUACACUGAAGGGAUUAUCUACGUGUUCCUUGUUCUUCUGCUUGUCAGUAACAGCGCGUGGAACUUCAUUAUAUACAGUUGGAGAAACGAGAAUUUCCGUAAAGCUUUGAAGAAGAUGUUUGCCACAACAAUCGGAAAGAAGAGAAAGUUUAGUUGGGAGAAAUUCAAGUCCAUGAUUACAAGAGGAGACUCUGAUCGCAAAAGACGACGAAAGAUGAUCGCAAAAAGAUCGAAAAGCGGAGAGGAGAGAAAGAUGAAUAUUACGACAGUAAACGGAAAAGCGCAGACACAGAAAGACCCCAAAACGGGGAUGCCUAUUACUUUCAUACCGACAACCAAUCACCAACAAGUGUGGAGGGGGGACAACAAUGACGUCAUCAAUACUACAGGAAAGCGUCAAGAUAAAAACAGCCAACUAUCACUUAAUAUUUACUCCCCCAUAGAAAGAUAUAAUUCCUUAACGAGAAGUAUUUCGGCAUCCUCAAAUACAAAUGGAUUUACCAGAUGCACCGCAAGUACUGUGGUUUCGCCUGAAAUGUCGCCGGCGAUUAUGGAAGAAGACGAUUCGAUAGUGUUCUUCAGCGCCGUCGACGACAGCGUUGACAACAGCAACUCAACCGAAACCGAUAAGAAUAUGACGUCACAAAUGGAAUCGUCAGAAUUAGAAAAUAUUCAUGAAUUUGAAACAGACGCACAGGAAGAUUGUACCGAAGAAACCCCCAAAAUCGCUAAAACGGAGGAAACCUCGGAAAAUCAGGCCGAGAAAAAAACUGAAGAAUGCUGAAUAUGAAGGCGAAGCUGGAAAUAACACGGAAGAAAUAUGUCGCAGUCGCAAAUCUAGAAAUUUCAAAUCUGCUGGCAAAAUUGGGAUUUCAGACAAAUAAAAAAGAUAAUGAAAAAUAAAAAUAUAAUAUUAGAUCACAUUCCAAAACAGCCUAUGACGAUCAUAUUAGCCACAAUACUCUAUUAACACAGAAUAAAUACAGGGUGUCCAAUAAGUCCCUUUGCAGUUUCAAUUUUGUUAUGAAGUCAGUUCCCAAUAUAUCUUAACCAGGUUUGUUGUUUUUCAAUCACUAAUUGUUAAGUAUUUUUACUUCAUUUGAUACAUCUGUGAGGGCCAAAACAAUAUAUGGUAUCGGUAAAUCCCCUUUGCAAUUUAAAAAUAUUUUAAGACUUUAUGGAUACCUUAUAUGUUGCAAGGCAGGAAAUUGUUAUUUGCUUCAAAAUCUAAUAUGAAGUUGAAAUAUUCACUCACAUUUUAAAUCAAAUAGGCACCGUGAUAUUCUGGCAGAAGAGGCAUUACAUAUAUUCCAAAGACAAUAUAUAAUAAUAAAUUACAAUCCCUAACAGCUCUUGUCAAGUGUACAAAUCAGCCACAAGAGCUUAUUACUCAGUGAACUAAGUGAACAGAACAGCAUUGCAGCACAUCACCUAUAAAAACAUUCAGCAGAAAAAAACACUCAUAACUGCUUGAGACGACCGAACCCGCCACGUAUCUCUACUACAUAGUACUCUAUCUGCUAUUGAAUGCGUUAUUAUUUUGUAUUUUACUUACUUUCUAUAUACGUACUACUAACAACUUGGGGUGCAACAUUCAAUUAAAUUACGACCCAGUAAUUAUAAGGCGAUGGAGGCGACCCAGUAAUUAAAGUGCGGGAACACCUGUUGCCACUUAGUGACACCAGAAAUCUUCUGGGGCCUCUUUACUAAUCUUCCAUGCCUGGUGUUAAGCGUCUUCCUGGCAUGCCUUUGAAUUAGCGUCCACUAUUCGGGAUAUGUAUAGGUCCUUUAUUCUAUAAUGUAAAUG
Messenger RNA from Styela clava, 2901 nucleotides. RefSeq names its product melanocortin receptor 5-like. Gene Ontology annotation, cellular component: plasma membrane. Gene Ontology annotation, biological process: G protein-coupled receptor signaling pathway. Lineage: Eukaryota; Metazoa; Chordata; Ascidiacea; Stolidobranchia; Styelidae. Gene Ontology annotation, molecular function: G protein-coupled receptor activity. The record is from RefSeq and is a predicted model, not a curated record.